UUUCCAAUUUAGUCUUUCGGCAAUAUUUGAACAAUAGUUUUGUGAGGUUAUAAUAAAGAAGAAAUCUCUAAAGUGUCCAUAUUUAAUCAUAAAAAUUAAAAGACAUUCAAUUAGAUCUUCGUGAUGGCAUCUGACGGCCAAAAAAUGACGGCACCAGUAAGCACAGCGAUGGACAGAUUAAGCGCUGCAUUAAAUUCAAAUAUAAUACCAAACCAAGAGUACCUACUCCAAGGCUCAAUAGUGGAUACUGCUGUUGAAGUGUUGCUUCAUAGAUUAAGAGGAUUAUGUGACAACGUCGAUAGUGGACCUGAAGCAUUCCACGACCAUGAAAUGUGUUUUAGUAUUAGAAGAGGACCUGCUCCGGAACAGCCAUUAUUGUUACGAGUUAGAAGAGCUUUGGAUUACCAAGAUAUGCCUUGGCAAUUAAGGUACAUAGGUCAACCUGAAUUGGGUGACAAAUCACGUCCUACAAUUGUUCGUAGCAGUAUAGAUAUUGCUACAAGCAAUACAGUCGUUGAAUUUUUAACCGAGUUAGGUUGUAGACUGGAUUUUGAAUACGUUGCUCGAGGUUAUAUGUUUCGCAAAGGUAGAUUGAAAGUUACGGUAUCAAAGAUCUUUAAAAUGGGUCAACAAGGAAAACUACCUGACAGCGUUGAAACUAUAUCCCAAAGUUAUUUGGUAGAAUUAAGCGUUCUUGCACCAAGCGGUCAAGAUGCAAUAGCAGAAGAUAUGAGAAUAUUUGCAGAGCAACUCAAACCUUUGGUUCAACUAGAAAAAAUUGAUUACAAAAGACUCGUUCAUUAAUACAUGCUUCUAUAUGACAUAAGGAAAAUAUGAAUAGUGUCAUAUUUUUAUUCUAUCAAAGAUUUAACUAGUGUGAUUCCCGUAUAGGAAGAAGCGGCGCUAAUGUACCACGUUGGUACCCGGUAUACGACAUUGGUAUGCGACAUAGUAUGCGAUUGUGGUGCCAUUCUGUCGACUAGUCUAUGGUGUAAUCGCUACAGAUAAAGAGUUAUUCUUACCAAACACCUCUUGGCGUAUCUUUUUAUAACUUCAUUCUACUAUAUAUGUGGUUAACCUAAUUUAACCGGUAUAUAUUUUCUUUUUUUAUAAUAUUUUUUAAACUAUAGUGGUAAAACUAGUAUGCUAGUAACUUAAUUAUUUUUAAAACGCCCCCUAUCUUGGCGUCCUUCUGUGAAAAUGUUUCUAUUACAUAUUUCAAUUAAUUAAUUGUGCAAUAAAUAUUAAAUAAUAAUAAAUUU
Molecule: messenger RNA, 1262 nt
Organism: Polistes dominula (European paper wasp)
Lineage: Eukaryota; Metazoa; Arthropoda; Insecta; Hymenoptera; Vespidae
Gene: MED18
Product: mediator complex subunit 18
Biological process (GO): termination of RNA polymerase II transcription; regulation of transcription by RNA polymerase II
Cellular component (GO): mediator complex; core mediator complex
Molecular function (GO): transcription coregulator activity
Source: RefSeq, a predicted model, not a curated record